Enhydra lutris kenyoni (northern sea otter) is the source of this 3016-nucleotide messenger RNA. Its product is annotated as transforming growth factor beta receptor associated protein 1. The record is from RefSeq and is a predicted model, not a curated record. Bases 9 to 2588 code for a protein of 859 amino acids. The transcript is spliced from 11 exons. Gene Ontology annotation, biological process: endosomal vesicle fusion; intracellular protein transport; vesicle-mediated transport. Gene Ontology annotation, cellular component: cytoplasm; membrane. Lineage: Eukaryota; Metazoa; Chordata; Mammalia; Carnivora; Mustelidae.
CAGCAGACAUGAUGAGCACCAAGGCCUUCACCCUGGUCUCUGCCGUGGAGUGGGAGCUGCUGGCGGGAGACAAGGAGCGGGUGCACAUAGAAUGCGUGGAGUGCUGCGGGAAGAACCUUUACGUGGGCACCAGUGACUGCGUCGUCUACCACUUCCUAUUGGAGGAGCAGGCGCUGCCCACUGGGACAGCCACCUUCUCUGCCACCAAGCAGCUGCACCGACACCUGGGCUUCCGGAAGCCAGUGAAUGAGCUGCGAGCGGCCUCGGCCCUCAACAGGCUGCUGGUGCUCUGUGACAAUUCUAUCACCCUGGUCAACAUGAUGAGCCUGGAGCCCGUGCCCUCGGGGGCGCGCAUCAAAGGGGCCACGGCGCUGGCCUUGAACGAGAACCCCGUGAACGGGGACCCGUUCUGCGUGGAAGUCUGCAUCAUCUCGGUCAAGCGCAGGACCAUUCAGCUGUUCCUGGUGUACGAGGACCGGGUUCAGAUCGUCAGGGAGGUGUCCACGCCGGAGCAGCCCCUGGCUGUGGCCGUAGACGGCCACUUCCUGUGCCUGGCUCUGACCACGCAGUACAUCAUACUGAACUACAACACGGGCUUCUCCCAGGACCUGUUUCCUUACUGCAGCGAGGAGAAACGCCCCAUCGUCAAGAGGAUCGGGAGACAGGAAUUCCUCCUGGCAGGUCCCGGAGGACUGGGCAUGUUCGCCACAGUUGCUGGUAUAUCUCAGCGGGCCCCUGUGCGCUGGUCAGAGAAUGUGAUCGGCGCAGCUAUUUGCUUCCCGUAUGUCAUAGCGCUUGAUGACGAAUUCAUCACGGUGCACAGCAUGUUGGACCAGCAGCAGAAGCAGACCCUGCCCUUUAAGGAAGGCCACAUUCUACAGGAUUUUGAAGGAAGAGUGAUUGUUGCCACCAGUAAAGGAGUUUACAUCUUGGUUCCAUUACCCCUGGAAAAGCAAAUACAGGAUCUUCUAGCAAGCCACAGAGUGGAAGAGGCUUUGGUUUUAGCAAAAGGAGCCCGGAGGAACAUUCCAAAAGAAAAAUUUCAGGUAAUGUACAGAAGGAUCCUGCAGCAGGCCGGGUUUAUACAAUUUGCACAACUUCAGUUCCUGGAAGCUAAAGAGCUCUUCAGAAGCGGCCAGCUUGACGUCCGGGAGCUGAUCUCUCUCUACCCCUUCCUGUUGCCCACCUCCUCCUCAUUCACACGGUCCCACCCUCCUCUCCACGAGUACGCAGACCUGCACCAGCUGACCCAGGGGGACCAGGAGAAGAUGGCCAAGUGUAAGCGCUUCCUCAUGAGCUACCUGAACGAAGUCCGCAGCACAGAGGUCGCCAAUGGCUACAAAGAGGACAUUGACACGGCCCUGCUCAAGCUAUACGCGGAGGCUGACCACGACAGCCUGCUGGACCUCCUGGUCACCGAGAACUCCUGUCUCCUCACCGACAGCGCUGCCUGGCUGGAGAAGCACAACAAGUAUUUUGCACUUGGACUACUCUAUCAUUAUAAUAACCAAGAUGCUGCUGCUGUUCAGCUCUGGGUGAACAUUGUGAAUGGGGACAUUCAUGACUCCACUCGCUCGGACCUGUAUGAAUAUGUCGUCGACUUCCUUACCUAUAGCUUAGACCAGGAACUCGUGUGGAAGUAUGCCGAUUGGGUCCUGCAGAAAAGUGAAGAGGUUGGAGUUCAGGUUUUCACCAAGAGACCUUUGGAUGAGCAGCAGAACAGUUUCAAUCCGGACAGAGUACUCACUUGCCUUAAGAAGUACCCUACAGCCCUUGCCAGAUACCUGGAACAUCUGGUCAUAGACAGGAGGCUGCAGAAGGAAGAGUACCACACGCAGCUGGCCCUCCUCUACCUGGACAAGGUGCUGCAGCAGAGGUCCGGCACUGGCAGCGAGGCCACAGAAGCCACAGACACACAGCUGAAGCUCCAGCACCUGCUCCAGAAGUCUGAUUUGUACCGAGUGCACCUGCUGAUAGAUAGAACACGGGGUGCCGGGCUCCCCAUGGAGAGCGCCAUCCUGCACGGGAAGCUGGAGGAGCACGAGGAGGCCCUGCGCAUCCUGGUGCACGAGCUGCGGGACUUCGCAGCGGCCGAGGACUACUGCCUGUGGCGCUCUGAGGGCCGGGACCCACCAUACCGGCAGCGGCUCUUCCACACGCUGCUGGCCAUGUACCUCCAGCCCGGCCCCGCCGCGCCUGAGCUGGCCAUGGCCGCCACGGACCUCCUGAACCACCACGCGGCCGAUUUCGACGCCGCCCGGGUCCUACCGCUACUGCCAGGCAGCUGGUCGGUGCAGCUGCUGCGCCCAUUCCUGACUGGGGCCGUCCGGAAUAGCGUGCACGCCCACAGGACCACUCAGGUGGCUCUGGGCCUGGCCAAGUCCGAAAACCUGAUCUACAAGUACGACAAGAUGAAGUUGAAAGGAAGCUCAGUUCAGCUCUCGGACAAAAAGCUCUGCCAGAUGUGCCAAAAUCCCUUCUGUGAGCCUGUGUUUGUCAGAUACCCAAAUGGUGGGCUCGUCCACACCCACUGUGCCGCCAGCAGACACAAGAACCCCAGCUCCCCCGGCCCCGGCGCUCGGACUUGAAGAGGCCCACCCGAGGGCGCGAGGAGGACCCUGAGUUCUUUACCGAGCCCGCUGGGUGCAGAGAGCGGAAAGCCGCCGCACUGGUGUCAGCCAGGGAGUGACAUCUGGGCGCUGGGAGACUGCAGUCAAUGUGAAACAGGGGCUUUUUGCUGCUGACCACUCCACCCUGAAUGUUCACGGGAAAUCCUGGAAACAGAGACACGUCAGGGUUCGCCCGUCCCGGGACACAGUGAUCCCAAACAAAUGUCUACUUUGAGAGAAAAAUGAGCCUUCCCCAUGCCGUCCAGACAAGCUGGACGCCCCUGCCCCCGCCCCUGCACCUCGGUCUUCAAAAAUGCAUUUGCACUGGAAAUGCCUGCUUCAGGGUGGCCCAGAGAUGGAACUGUCGCCGGGCAGGGUGAGGAGCACGGCCUUAAGGGGCGCGGGGG